Molecule: messenger RNA, 1113 nt
Organism: Aspergillus niger
Lineage: Eukaryota; Fungi; Ascomycota; Eurotiomycetes; Eurotiales; Aspergillaceae
Exons: 6
Coding region: 1-1113 (370 amino acids)
Biological process (GO): metabolite repair
Molecular function (GO): ATP-dependent NAD(P)H-hydrate dehydratase activity
Source: RefSeq, a predicted model, not a curated record
AUGGAGUCGUCGGUUCAUCACAUUUCAACCUCGUCCAAGGUUUUGCUGAAGAAGGCGCGCAAUCUGGUGCCUCCGAUGCUUGAGAAAUUCCACAAAGGACAACAGGGACGUGUUGCUGUCAUCGGAGGAAGUAUAGAUUACACAGGGGCUCCAUACUUUUCUUCAAUGGCGUCGGCUAGACUGGGAUGCGAUAUGAGUCACGUAAUUUGUGACAAGUCUGCUGCAGUUGUCAUCAAAACUUAUUCUCCGAACCUUAUGGUUCACCCGAUACUGCCAAGCAGCGACAGCGUCAAAAACCCCGAGUCUAUUGACGCCCCAUCACUCGCUAGCCCCAUCAUCUCCAUGCUUUCCCGCCUCCAUUGCCUGGUUAUUGGACCGGGUCUAGGCCGUGAUGGAGUCACACUCAAGGUCGUUACGGAGGUGAUGAAGGAAGCGCGGUCCCAAUCGAUACCAUUUGUCCUGGAUGCCGACGGUCUGCUCCUUGUCACGGAGAACCCGGAUCUAGUGAAAGGCUACAAGGAGUGCAUUCUCACUCCCAAUGUAAAUGAGUUUAGUCGUUUAGCGAAAGCCCUGGGCAUUGACGUACCAAGCCAGGCCCAGAUUGGCUCCAAGUCCGGUGGCGGAGACAAGACUAGCGAGGAGACCAGGGCUUGUGAGCAGCUUUCUCAGGCCCUUGGUGGCGUUACUAUCAUUCAGAAGGGUCCUCAUGACAUUAUCUCCAACGGUGUCACUAGUAUCGUCUCCGACAUUCAGGGCGGGCUGAAGCGGAGUGGUGGACAGGGAGAUACGCUUACUGGCUCCCUGGGCACCCUCUUGGCCUGGAGAGCGGCUUACCAUAAUGGAUUGUGGGAUUCGGGAGAGCAGGAUAACAAGAAGGAGGCCGAGACCAAGCAAGAGGUUCAGGCGGAGCUGGAAUCCGAGGAUAAGAGGAUGUCCCCCGCCACGACGUUGCUUCUUGCGGCGUUUGCGGGAAGCAGUAUCACGAGGGAGUGUUCCCGUCGUGCCUUUUUGGCCAAGGGACGGAGUAUGCAGGCUAGCGAUCUCACCGAUGAGGUCCAUGAAAGCUUCCUGCAUCUGAUUGGGGAACCAGAGGCGUCGAAGAUGCGCUUGUAG